UCCGAGGUAAAAAAACUGCUGGUCCAUUUUUGUAGAAGUAUGUUGAACUCAUUUCUGAUCUUCUGAACUUGGUGUUAGACGAUUCAUUUGGCCAUUUGGGAUACUUCACAAAGUCGGAAGUUUUAAUUUUCCCAUUUUCUUCCUCAAUCUAUGGCGCGCACAAGGCAAACUCCAUACGUCUUCAGAAUGUUCUCCAAGCUAAGGCUGCGGGGUGCAUCCUCCACCCCAGCUGCUGUUGGCGGGUCGACCUCCAACCCUGCCCCUGCCGCUGUUGGCGGGUCGACCUUCAACCCUGCCCCUACCGCCGUGGGCGCGUCGACCUCCAUCCCAGCUGGUGUGGGUGGUUCGACGCCCAACCCUGCUGGCGAGCACCACUCCUCAGAUUCUUCCAAUGCGGAAAACUUCAAAAUGAAGAUUAUCUUAGUCAAUGAAGGAGAGGAUCUCUUAGCAAAGAUUGUUGAUGCUACUAUCACCGAACCAGGGGUUGUUUUCGUAAUAACAAUCACUGGGACGUUAUCACGCGCCACAAUCCGACUACCUGCGGAACAUGGCGAACACAGAAUAUACGAGGGUCCGUUUCAAAUUCUUUCAAUAGUCGGUUCCUUUGUUCCAUCUAGAGGUGGACUUCAAAGUGACAAUGAUGGAAGGCUGAGUACAGCCUUACUUCAGCCAGAUGGAACAGCAUUUGGCGGUAUAGUAGCAGGACCUAUGAUCGCUGCAUCUUCUCUACAGAUUGUUCUUGGUUGCUUGCCCCAUGACGAGGGUGAGUCGUGAGAGAAGUAGAGGAAACCACCUUCAGAGUUUGAUUCUGCAUAAAUAAAACUGUAUAUGGUGCUUGUAAACCGAAUAUGUUGUCUUGAUAUUAAUUCUAUAGAAGAUGUUGUUGGUUUUAUGUUAUGCACAUAUUGUAGCAUGUUAUUUCGUAUUUUGUGGAAAUC
Andrographis paniculata is the source of this 938-nucleotide messenger RNA. RefSeq names its product AT-hook motif nuclear-localized protein 1-like. The coding region runs from base 151 to 774 and encodes 207 amino acids. The transcript is spliced from 6 exons. Gene Ontology annotation, molecular function: minor groove of adenine-thymine-rich DNA binding. The record is from RefSeq and is a predicted model, not a curated record. Lineage: Eukaryota; Viridiplantae; Streptophyta; Magnoliopsida; Lamiales; Acanthaceae.